Xiphias gladius (swordfish) is the source of this 6477-nucleotide messenger RNA. Its product is annotated as nectin-2-like. The record is from RefSeq and is a predicted model, not a curated record. Bases 412 to 2007 code for a protein of 531 amino acids. Lineage: Eukaryota; Metazoa; Chordata; Actinopteri; Istiophoriformes; Xiphiidae. The transcript is spliced from 7 exons.
CUCACACACACACACACACACACACACACGCACACACUCGGACCGCCGUGCGCUCAGGAGAUGAGGAACUAGUUGUCGGAGCAGGGAACAGAGCGCAACAGCACGUCGUUACGCGUAGAGCACAAGCUGGGGGAAAUAUUCACCUGUGCGCCGCCGGUACGAAUUCACGGGGAUUUUUUUUCGUUUAAUUUCAGCGGACUCCGUCUUAAAGGCGCAGUGCGGGGCACUUGAAACAAGAAUCUCUGUCGGACCCCUGUUUUGUCCUGUGGCCAAACAAGUUUUCCUUCUCUGCCUUGUGUGAGUGACAUUUUACGCAGAAACUGACCCGCGGCUGAAGGUGUUGUUUCGACGUUACAUUCAUUACGGGGAGAGACUGCGUGCCUGGUUCGACAAAGAGGACCGUAAUCAACCAUGGCGAGACAUGACGCCCGAAACCGGCAUGCCUGCUCAAAAAUGAUCGGACUGCUCUGCUUGGUCGCGUCGGUACUCACAGGACACGGAACGACAGGUCAGCGAGUGAAGGUGGAGCCAGAGGUGUUGUCGUAUCCCGGCCAGACAGUCAACCUACGCUGUGCCUUCACUGAUGCCACUGGCAUUCAGCUCACAAUGGUCACGUGGAUCUACGAGCCGAAGGAUGGAGAAAGGAUCAACAUCGCUGUGUUUCACCCCAACUUUGAUCCCAACUAUCCCAUAUCACCUGUGAAGGGCAGGGUCAGCUUCUCACCCAGUCCCCCAAACAUGGUCAGCCCUUCCAUUCAGAUUAACAAUGUUAGGAUGACCGAUGAGGGGAAGUACAUCUGUGAAUAUGCUACCUACCCAAUUGGCAACGAGCAGGGCAUCACCUAUCUGAUCAUGCUGGCUAAGCCUCAGAACUCAGCCUCCAUCGUAACAGUGGAAGCAGGCACUAAGCCGGUUGUUGUGGCACGCUGUGAGUCUGUAGAUGGCCGCCCCGCUGCCCAGAUCUCCUGGGUGACCACAGCCAAUGGCAAUGGAACAACAGUGUCUAAGCCAGGUGCCGACAACACCGUGACCGUGACCAGCGAGUACCACAUGGUUCCCACAGCAGCAGACAACGGGAAAGACAUCAGCUGCGUGGUGGUGCACAGGACCCAGGUCAAACCAGAGAGCUUCCCAUUGAAGCUAGCAGUUCAAUACGCCCCUCAGGUGACAAUAGUGGGUUAUGACAAUAAUUGGUACGUGGGUCGUACAAAUGUGGUGCUCACCUGCCAAGGUACUGGAAACCCUGUUCCGAUCUCCGUCCAGUGGAAGACUAUGUCAGGAGAAAUGCCAGACACAGUGCAGAUCACAGGCAAUGAGCUGAAAGUACUGAAGGUGGACGAGGCUGUCAACACCACUUUUGUCUGUGAGGUCAAGAACCGCAUAGGGAUCAGCAGGGAUCAGGUCACAGCCAUGGUCAGAGAGCCCUCAGUGAACCCAUCCAAUGCCGGCGUGGUGGCAGGAGCUGUGAUUGGCUCCCUGCUGGCCCUCCUUUUGGUCGCCGCUCUCAUCGCCGUGCUUGUCACCCGUAGCCGCAGGCAACAGCAGGGUUACCGCGCCAAUGGCGGCAGUGACAUGAAGACACGCAUAUUUGGCGGCGGCAAGAAGGCCAGCAAGAACGGCACAGGUGGAGGCGCAGGCAGUGGCGUAGUUGGAGGCGGUAACAACAAUGGUCCCAUCUACGUUUACAACGAUAGCUCAUCCCACCAGGGCCUUGGAGAGAAAAAUAACCACCACCAGCCUCUCACCAUGGGGGGUCGGCCUGAAGUUGUCGCCACUACACCCACUGCCCAAGACAUCCUGCUUAGCAAUGAAUUAGACGAUGCGGAAAGGAGGAAGUUUGAUGAGCUGGAGGAAGAGGAGAGGUAUGACCACUUCACUGGAGGGGCCCCCAUCCUUCAGCUUCGCCCACACAAUGACCAGGACGAUAUGAUUGGAGAUUACCUGGAUGAUGACAUGGAGUCCCAGCGGGAUGGCUCUGUGAUCUCUCGGACUGCAGUUUACGUAUAGAGGAGGAGGAGAGGAAAGGAGGAGAAAAAAGAGGGAUGGAGGAUCCUGACUGAGGAUUUUGCGGCUUCAGGGUCUCGGCCCCUGUCUGAUAGAGAAGAGAAAAUGAUACCACUUUUAUUUUUGAAAAUUGAUUUUAAAUAUAGCCUAUUAUUAAUCACAGUGCAGCCCCAAAAUGAACUGAAUGAACAGGUCCUGUGGGAUGUUCUGAAAGGAGUGUUGUUGUCAUCUGGUCACUUAGAGCUGAAAAUCAAACAGAAACGAAACAACCUGUCUCUCACCGCUUCUGCUCAUGCUACUGCUAUCACUGGGACCUAGACAAGGACUCUUAACAGACAGACUAAAAGAGAAAAACUAUGUAGUGUGGGAGUAGGAUAAUGGAAUCAUGAUACAAGUAUGGCAAUAGAGGAUGCAUCGUGCUUGCAUAUUCACUCUUAUCUACACCAAAACAGUAGUAGUGAAAGGGGUUGUCAUGCUGUUGUGUUUUGCCUGCUAUUCUCAGUCCUCCAGUGGGAAACCUUUUGUUUGGUAAUGCGCUGUGCUGUUGACAGCUGGUGGAUAGUUAGUAGAUAGUGAUGGGUUGGGAGGAAAACAUUUGAAGGUAUAGACAGUAACCAUCAUGUGAUUUAGAGAAGAGAACAAUGUAUUUGCUCAUGUUUGCUGGCGAGUUCUCCUUUACGCUCUCUGCCUUCCUCUCAAACUUAAAAAAAAAAAAAAUCCGCCACUGUAGACACUCUUGAAUUUACAAAAUUUAAAAAGAACAUUAGGUCCUUCUGUGCUGCACAAAUGCAAGAGCAGCUUAAUUUAACAAAGUAAGUUUGCAGAGUUUGCACCAAGUUUUUAACAAGGUAUUCACUUGCAAACUUUUGUACUGUGCCUAGAAGUAAGAGACGGUAAACAAGAGAUGAGGGAAUGAGGUGUAGCCAAUCUGACAGGGUCAAGGGAUGGAAAGAGGGAGGUAGGAGGUCUAGAGCGGAGCACAUCUCAUCUCUCCUCUCUUCCUACUCAUCCACGUCUCUUCAGAGCGCUCCUGACAGGAGGAGCUUGAUUGGUAAUGAGCCGUGAAGUCGCUCGCUUAGCCGGGACCAACAGAUUGCCACAACUUAUCGUUUAUGACGUGGCGAUUCCUCCCCCCUUCCCACCUAUAUCUCUCUAUCAUCCUUCCAUCUCUCCCUCUCUCUCUCUCGCUCUCUCUUUCUUCAUCCCUCUUUCCCAGUGUUUAUGGGGAGUUUAUGAUUUAUCCCGGGCAGUGUCGAGGUCAGGGCCACAGGGAGCAGGAGGGUAUUUUACUGCUCCUGAUGUGUCAAACGCCCCACUUACUCUGUUCCAGCCCAGCCUGCUCUGACAUGCCAGGACUGACUAAUCUACCUGGAGUGGCAUGUUCACUCCACCGCACAGACACGACCACCUCCUCCCGCACUUUGGUAAAUGGCCGGAUGUAACAAAACCCCACCUCCAAAGUGCGACUGCGUUAGGGUAGACAGAUUUUCAUUGAGAUCAUGUAAUAAUUCUUUCCAUUAGCGGAUGUUGUUAAAUGUACUGAAUUGAGCGGCAUAAAGGGUUGCGUCCACAGCAACGCUAUGGGAGUCAUAUUGAGUAACAGCCAACAAGCGGUGAAAUGGCCCUUUACGAUGUAGCUUUAGGGCUGAUUGUCUCCUGACUGUUAAUUUAUCCUUCUAACGAGCCACCGGAGGCCCACUCAAAAAAAUAUUGCUCAAUGGCAACAGUACACUGCUGUCUUUGAGGCUUAGUGUGUACAUGUGCAUGCGUCACUGUAUCUACGUAGCCAUUGGAUGACUGUAUUGGACAAUCUUGGAGAGAAGCCCUACUGUAGCUCCUCUAAUCAUGCUUUUCCUGGCCUUCUAAUCAACUCUGCUUUGACCCACUGGGAGUCUGGUGAGUGUGGUCUAGAUGACUGUACUGACCUCUUGUAAAGGCCCAGCAAAGAUCUGAGUUGUGGUUCGCUGCAGGUCAUGAGGUCAAAUGCAGGGUGACCCAUUGCCAAGGGCAAGAAUGACUGCACUUGCCCGAAUUUCUUAUCAUGGCUUUUUUUUAAACCUUGAACUAUACAUAUGAGACACACACACAUUCAGUGCAUUUAUCUGUAUAGAGUUAGACAGUCCUUGUUUGCCAUUGUGAUGGCUCGUAACCUUCAGAGAGGCGGAGAGAGAAUAGGAGAUAGAGAAACGCAGGUAGAAAAAGAGACAGUGUUUAGUGUUUGAGCACCGUCUGGCGUAUUGUAAGUCAGUGUGUUCAACAGGAUUAUUGUCUAAUGGCCUUAGUGUAUACAUAAAUGCAACUCCUGUCAAACUGUGGUACAGUACAUUUCCUGAACACAGCUGAUUUGUCACAACCACUCAAAAUAAAAAUGCAUUACUUAUUUUUGCACUUGUGUGUGUCACCGCUACAAAGAGAAAUAUGAGUGUAAUGCUUUCUUUUUGGGGUAAAAAAAUAAUGACAAGGGAUAAAACUGUUGUAUGUACAUUUUGGUGUGAGGUAUUUGUGUACAAUAUAUGUAAGCAUUUUUAAAUUCUUAUUUUCUUGUGAAAAUGUGGAUAUUUAUGAAAAUGUAAAUAUCAGAUCAGUGGAGCCAGUGUUGCCAGUGUUGUGGAAGGAAAAAUGAAGGAGUUCUGGGUUGGCUAACCCUUAAAUUCAAAUGUCUCAGAAGGUAUUCAGAAUGUAAUUUUUAAUCUAAUAUUUACCUCAGUAGUUUGGGUGUUUCAGCAUACUGAACUGACUGAGCUUAGUUUACCUAAAGCCUAAGAGUAGUUAUGCUUGUGUCAUUUUUUGUUCAAGUUAGCAUUGUCUGGAUUCCCUCAUAAUAAGCGCACACUAUUUUUUUUUUUUUUCAUUUGUCCAUAAUUAGUUUCUCUUCCUUCUUGACAGACACCCUGCACAAUGCAUAUAUACACAGAAUACUCAUACUUUAUCACGUAGACCGUUACAACACAAGCAAUGUUCUGGGUUGUGUCUGAGUCAGCUUUCUGUGUCUGUACUAUAGUUGUCAGUGUGUAUGUUCGUGAUGCUCAGGGGCUUUGGGACAUCUCUUGCUGCCAUUUGGGUUAUAACCUGAGUAGCCACCCUUUACAUCUCUACAUGGCGAACUGGAAAACUGAAGAUACUGUUGUGCAUUUCGACACACACACACACACACACACACACACACACACACACACACAUACUGUACAUAUACAUACGCAGAAUGCAGAGAAACAUUCGCCCACACACAAACACCCUUCAGUCACUCUCAUUAUGCUCACUCCCACAUCCAAACUGUGCAGAAGACACCUCAUACCUGACAACUCUGCCAUCAUCUGACAUAAGCCCACACAAAUGUGUUCGCAUAGCUGCAAACAAAGACACACACACACACACUCAUACACACACAAAAAACACUUCUAUUUCCUCUUCAUGCUCAGUGGCUCCGUCAGGGCAUAUACCGUGUCCUGUUAGAGUGGAAAGAGCCGCAGCAUGAUGUGUUCCCUGCUCCACUGCUUUCUAUCCCUCAUAUAGUCCAACCCGUUCCCAAAUCAAUGACCAUGUAGAACAGAGACAACUACGCAUUCAGGGACACACACUUUUCACCUCGUGUCAGAGAAACAGGCUUUUUAGGAAACCAUUUGUCCGUCCCACUUUUGUUCUACACGGGAAAUAUAUAGCUUUAAUAAAAAUGCCAAUGCGCUGACCUUCUCCCCUGUCCCGGAUUCUUUUGAAUGCUUUUAGAGAGUCACAACUUCCUACUCAUCUCCAAAGUGUUGUUUUCAACCACAACCGCCCCGAUAGGCACACCCCACCGUUGCCACCCACCUUAUCACCCAAGUAAGGCUUGUCAGACAAAAUUCUUUUAGAGAAAUCCUUGAUCUUAGCCCUGGUCUAGCACAAGGUUAGUCAAAAUACCCAGUGUUUUUUGUUUGUUUUCCCAGAAAGCUACAUACUGUUGCUGUUUCUCUGGUUCCAAACAUCCGAUGACUAAUCAAAGCCUUAACAUCUCCCAUCUCACUCAUAUAACAGAAAAAAAAGAGAAAACCUUCCUGUGUACAUAGUAUAAAUAUAUAAAUAUGUAGCAGAAAAAAGAAUUACUAAUUUAUGGUGUCACGUUUGUGUAUUCUCAGUGACAGCAAGCAUGAAGGAUUUAUUUUCUCCUAUUACAGUUUCUCCUCUUUUCUGUUAUUUUGCAGUGCUUUAUAAUUUAUGUUUUCUGAGUGCUUUAUUCUUGACUGCUGCGCUGUGAUUGCUGCCAAAACUGGCAAAUGUGCUUCUUCUAUACAAAUGAACUGUACACACAACAAAACAGUCUUACCCCAAAAUGUGCUUUUUAUUAUUGAUUGCUCUGUGUAAAAGUUGUUUUGUUCUUUUUUGUAUUUUUUAAUUUUAAAUUUAUUUUGUUCUUUAAAAAAAAGACGGAUUUAGAAUUGUUGUCACCAUUUUGUCAAGUCUUUCUAUAUUUUUUUCUUAUUUGGUUGCUAUUAAAGA